CAAGUCCUGCCUCUGAUAUGAGUGCAGAAGGAACCAGGAUUACAACUACACUAAUCUGAGAAGCACAACUGCACACUGAACCGACCAUGUAACCCCACCAAACCAUCAGGGGUCAGGGAACAACUACUAAACGGGCACAAUCGACACUUACAACUUCCCUUAAUGAUAAGAAUCAACAAGCUACAAGUACAAAAUACUACAACCUAAAGAAAGCGGAGACAAAAAUAUCUACUGGCUGAGAAGCCACUACUAAAAAGAGAAGAUCUGUCUGCCGGCCACAGCCACCUGUUCAUACGGGCACAGGCAACCACCAGUAUUUGGAAAAAUCUGUGGCUUUUAUUGGAAUGAAGACUUCAUGCACGAAUGCACCGGACACACAAGCCAGAGACAAGUAAAUAAGGAAUUUAUUCUGGACAUAUUUGAUGGGAUCCACAUCUAAGAGAUGUGUCCACCUAACCAGUGACCUUCUUGGACAAGGACGCUAUAUGCUUCUCGACCGGACAGUUGUGGAUAAGCAUCUCAUCUCUCGCCAUUCUCCUCUGUCAUCUACUUUCCCUCCGUCUCUCCGCGCACCUCCUCGCCUCUCCCUCCCUCCAGCCAUCCAUCCCACCCUCCCCUCACGGACGACGAUGUGACCUUCUGCCAAACUGCUAGAGACCAUGCCACCAUCGCAGUGGGAUCUUCUGUCUACACUGAAAUAGACUCGAACGACAGCCGAAAGGAAAGAAAGAGAGAGAGAGAAAAUAAGGAAAAAAAUCACGGAGGAGUCGAAAUGUGCUGUCGGAAGUCCGGGCUGCAUGUGGUUUGCCAAAGCAGGCAGUAGGCUGAGACUGAGAUGGGCGUUCAUCUAGGGUGUCUCAGCGACACACUGUGGCUGCCGUUGCUGCUGCUGUUGUCCGUCAGCUCCGCCCCCCGUUGCCAGGGCCGACCUUUCGGGAUGGUUGACUCCACCGUGAACGUGGCGGUGGUCUUCAGUGGCUCCACCUACCAGAUGGAGAUCAAAGGGCGACUGAGUCGAGAGAACUUCAUGGACCUGCCGCUGGAGGUGAACCCCAUUACCGUGCUGGUGAACAACACUAACCCGCGCACCCUACUGACACGCAUCUGCGACACGCUGGCUGCUAACAGGGUGCACGGAGUGGUCUUUGAAGAUAACAUUGGGUCGGAGGCAGUGGCUCAGAUCCUGGACUUCAUCUCGACGCAGACGGCGGUGCCCAUAUUGGGCAUCAGUGGAGGGUCUGCUGUGGUCUUACCGCACAAGGGUGACGGCUCUACCUUUCUUCAGCUGGGUGCCUCCAUUGGGCAGCAGAUCAGUGGCAUGUUUAAAAUGAUGGAGGAGUACAACUGGGACAGUUUUGUGGUUGUGACCAGUUUGUACCCAGGCUACGACAGCUACGUGGACCACAUCCGCGCCUUUAUCGAUACGUCCUAUUUCCUCUGGGAGAUGCAGGACGUCCUAACGUUCGACAUGUCCGCGGACGGCAUGAACGACCUCCGUGCCCGAAGGUUACUUCAGCAGAUCGAUGCCCAGGUGAUUCUGGCAUACUGCUCUCACGAUGAGGCCCAAUACCUGUUCACUCUAGCCAGGGAAGCGGGUUUGGCCGGUCCAGGGUAUAUCUGGUUUAUUCCCAGCCUGGCAGUGGGAAACCCCAAUUUACCUCCACCAGACAGUUUUCCCGUUGGAUUGAUUAGCAUUAUCACAGAUCGCUGGAAGAUGAGCUUGAGGAACAGGGUCAGGGACGGCGUAGCCAUUGUCGUAAAAGGAGUGGAGAGCUUCCGCAAGCAAAGGGGGUUUAUUCCCGACGGACACAUGGAUUGUCAGAGUACAGUUCGGCCGUCUACCAACGAAACCCUCUAUAGGUACAUGCUGAAUGUGUCCUGGGAGAACACAGACUUUUCCUUCAACAAUGAUGGAUAUCUGGUCAAUCCUACCAUGAUUAUAAUCACUCUGGACCGGGGCAGACAGUGGGAUAAGGUGGGAAAUUACGAGUUCGGUAUACUGCAAACGAGAUACCCCGUCUGGCCGCGUUACGGGUCCUACCUGGAGCCUGUGUCAGAUAACCGUCACUUAACAGUAGCCACGCUGGAGGAAAGGCCUUUUGUAAUCGUUGAAGCCGUGGAUCCAGUUACUGGCACCUGCCUGAGCAACACUGUCCCCUGUAGACGCCAAUCAAACAAGACAGAAACGAUUGUUGGACAUACUGAGCCCUACACCAAACUUUGCUGCAAAGGUUUCUGCAUAGACAUUUUGAAGAAGCUCUCGCGUAACAUCAAAUUCUCCUAUGACCUCUACCUGGUCACCAAUGGUAAACAUGGUAAACUGGUACGUGGGAUCUGGAACGGUAUGAUCGGAGAGGUGUUUUAUAGGAGAGCGGACAUGGCCAUCGGCUCUCUCACUAUAAACGAGGAGCGAUCCGAGAUCAUUGACUUCUCUGUGCCAUUUGUGGAGACGGGAAUUAGUGUGAUGGUGGCCAGGAGCAAUGGAACCGUUUCUCCAUCUGCUUUCCUGGAGCCAUACAGUCCGGCCGUGUGGGUGAUGAUGUUCGUCAUGUGUCUUACUGUAGUCGCCGUGACUGUGUUUGUAUUCGAAUACUUCAGCCCUGUGGGCUACAACCGCAGUCUGGUUAGUGCCAAAGAUCCAGGUGGGCCGACAUUCACCAUUGGAAAGUCAGUCUGGCUGCUUUGGGGGAUCGUCUUUAACAACUCUGUGCCCAUUGAAAACCCCAAAGGCACCACCAGCAAGAUCAUGGUGCUGGUGUGGGCUUUCUUUGCCGUGAUCUUCCUGGCCAGCUACACCGCUAACCUUGCUGCCUUCAUGAUCCAGGAACAGUACAUCGACACCGUGUCCGGGCUGAGUGACAAAAAAUUUCAGAGACCCCAAGACCAGUACCCUCCGUUCCGGUUCGGUACGGUGCCCAAUGGGAGUACGGAACGAAACAUUCGCAGCAAUUAUCCAGAGAUGCAUUCGCACAUGGUGAAGUACAACCAGAAAGGUGUGGAAGAUGCCCUCAACAGCCUCAAAACAGGGAAGCUGGAUGCAUUUAUCUAUGAUGCAGCUGUGCUGAACUACAUGGCUGGUAAAGAUGAAGGCUGUAAACUUGUGACUAUCGGUAGUGGGAAAGUAUUCGCUACUACAGGUUAUGGUAUUGCCCUUCAGAAAGAGUCUCGCUGGAAGCGACCCAUUGAUCUGGCUCUUCUUCAGUUCCUUGCUGAUGGUGACACUCAGAAGCUUCAGACCGUGUGGUUGACUGGCAUCUGUCGUAAUGAGAAGAAAGAGGUGAUGAGCUCUAAACUCGACAUAGACAACAUGGCCGGGGUGUUUUACAUGCUUCUGGUGGCCAUGGGUCUCAGUCUGCUGGUGUUUGCCUGGGAACAUCUGCUGUACUGGAAACUACGACAUUCUGUCCGCAAGUCCGACCGCUUGGACUGCUUACUAGCCAUCAGCAGGGGAAUCUACAGCUGUUUUAAUGGUGUAGAGGACACGGACCGUAAAGGGAACAUGCAGAACCCAGAUGUCACCACCAGCUACACUCAGGCCAACAUGCUGAAAAUGCUCCAGACAGCUAAAGACAUCGUCUCAUCUGCCAGAGUGGAAAACUCUUUGGACAACGCCACCAAGACCAUUGAGAACUGGAGUCGACGUGAUCCAGAGGCGGCAAGACCUACUCUUCCCACCUGCCUCAUAGGAACUGAUUUCAGCCACAGUCGCCUACCCUUCAUUUCCAGUGUCACAGACAAUCAUUCACCUUACCAACAAAAUGUGGAGAGCACCACCCAGCAUCUCCUGGAGAAGCCUCACACGAGCACACGUCCUACCUCACUGCGCUACACCCUUCCGGCACGAACCAGCCAACACCACAUCUAUGAACGAACGCUACCCAUAUCCAGCCUCAGCAGUCCACAUAUUGCCAUGAGAGACCCGCCGCCUCCUACAGCUCCCAAACCCCAUGUGUACGUGGAUCCAUCCUGUCACCCUCGCUACAUCUCUUACCGUGACUUUCAGGUACCGGACAUCUUCGUAGAGCACCAGGAAACUCCCGUAAGCCAUAAACCGUACAUGGCAGGUCUUGGUCGAAAUAAAAGGUCCCACAGCUACGUGGCAGCAUCUCCUGAGACUCGACGUAGGGACGACUACGACGUUCCUCAGUCUUGCCUGGCCGAGCUUAAAAGUGAUCAUCUCCUGGAAAACCAUUCCCAUACCACACCCUGCAUGAGAAGUCAAUACCAGAGACCCAUUUCAAGCUGCAACGCCUGCACAAAGCUGUAUCUAGAACCGGACACGGACGACAUUCCUCUUCUUGGGAAGGAUAAAGUCAACCGCCGCGCCUCUUUUCUCAGGGCCACGUGGGGCGGCGAUCGGAUCGGGCAGAUUGACGAGAAGCCCAGCACUUCGGCAUCCUCUAGCAGUUGCGUCAACAUGCCGGACCUUUUCCCAAGAGUUUUAGUUACGAAUCCCAAACCCUCAAAGACGUACGGGAGUGUCGGUAACAGUCGUCGUUACAACGUGCCGGCUGAACCCGCCUAUCUGGACCCGGCCCACAUGGGCUCCUAUCCUUACAAGCCCCAAAAGCUCAAAUACUCAAAGUCCAUCCGUCUUCCGUCAUACCGGGAGGCACUAAUACAGAACACAGCAUCCCUGCGUCGUUCCACUUCCACACUGGUGCACGGACACUAUUCGACAUACCUGAACUCGUACACGGACAUGCCUAUGUACCUGGGGCCUCUACCACAGGGGCCUGCCCAUUUCCACGACCACUCCAAAGACAUGUGCCACCUGUUCCCCUGCGCCAGCCAUUGCCCGGAUAAUGCUGCCCUGGUUCACCGGUUAGGCAGCAGACACACGGUGUACCAGAGCACAGGUUUCGGAGGCUACGAGGGGGCCGGGCGUUUACCCCAGCAGUCGCUACACACUUUGCCGGUGUCUUCUGUGUGUAGGGACCGUAGGCAGGUUCUAGUUGCACGGAAUGUACACAGUCCCUUCGCUCCAAGGCCCUGGAGGAGGGUGUCCAGCCUGGAGUCAGAGGUGUGAAGUCUUUUUAGGCUUUGUGCGAGAAACAUUGCUACACCGAAUCAAGCAAAAAAUCUUAAGGUGGACUAACAGUGGUGGUAAACUCAGUGCAAUAAUACAACAAGACUGCAGGGAUGAGGUGGGGGGAUGUAUAAGUGAUUACUGUGGAGAUAAGUAUAAUGAAAAAACUAAAAGUUAAAAUAUUUAAUAGUUCUUAAUAUAUAAUCUAUUGAUUGUUUAACUGUUUUAAAAUGCCAUUAUACCCAUUAUAUUAAUUCUCUGCGAUCAAUCGGAUAUACAGUAGCAUGUUUUAUGGCAGCUUUAAUCCUGAAGGGUUAAAUUUAAAAUCUGUUGUUUUUUUCACCAUUUUAAAUCUACACCCCACCAAACUUGGGGAAUUUUAUAAUGUAGGUACACAAAAAUGUCUUCCAGGAAUUUUAUAUAUCCAAGGGUUUGAGAAAGCCAUCAAAUUUUGUCACUACACGAAAUGUAAUACAGUUCUGAUUUUGAAGACAUACAAAAUGCAGUUUCACAGCUAUUUUACCGUUUAAUAAAUGAUGGGAUGACUUGA
Paramisgurnus dabryanus is the source of this 5579-nucleotide messenger RNA. It is a transcript of the gene grin2ca, whose product is annotated as glutamate receptor, ionotropic, N-methyl D-aspartate 2Ca. Gene Ontology annotation, cellular component: membrane. The record is from RefSeq and is a predicted model, not a curated record. Gene Ontology annotation, molecular function: ligand-gated monoatomic ion channel activity; signaling receptor activity. Lineage: Eukaryota; Metazoa; Chordata; Actinopteri; Cypriniformes; Cobitidae. Gene Ontology annotation, biological process: monoatomic ion transport.